Molecule: messenger RNA, 1845 nt
Organism: Harpegnathos saltator (Jerdon's jumping ant)
Lineage: Eukaryota; Metazoa; Arthropoda; Insecta; Hymenoptera; Formicidae
Gene: Awh
Product: LIM/homeobox protein arrowhead
Exons: 6
Coding region: 636-1634 (332 amino acids)
Biological process (GO): regulation of transcription by RNA polymerase II; neuron differentiation
Cellular component (GO): nucleus
Molecular function (GO): DNA-binding transcription factor activity, RNA polymerase II-specific; RNA polymerase II transcription regulatory region sequence-specific DNA binding
Source: RefSeq, a predicted model, not a curated record
AGCUCGGGCGAAUCGCACCGCGCCGGCGAGCGUCGUCUACGUGGGGCGGCCACAGCCCCCGCCGCACAUCACGCCCAUCCGCCCCUGGGGCGGCGGUGCGGUGGGGGCUCGCGCUCGUCCUGCUGUCGGCCCCCCGAGUUUGCGUCGGGAAUCGGUCGAGCGGUCGGUCGACGGAGCGCAGCGCAACCCCGGCGAAGAGACAGAGAGAGUGAGAGAGAGAGAGAGAGAGGGAAAGAGAGAGAGAGACCGCUGAAUUACGCCGUUGUAUCGCACACGGGGCCCACGAUGCGCCUCUCGCGCGUCGCCGCUGCCGCUGCCGCCGUCGCCGUCGCCGCCGCCGCCGUCGCCGUCGUCGUCGUCGUCGUCGUCGUCGCCACCGCCUCGUAUGGCGCUUGACAAUCGCCGGUGAUACUCGCGCAUCGCGUCGCGUCGCAGCUUCCUCUGCUACCGGAGUACCCACGCGUAAUCCCGCACCCCCAGCAGCGUCCUGACGGCCCAGCGCAGCGGCGCGCUCGCGAUGCCGCUGAAGAGCCCGAGGCGGCGGUGAACGGCACGUCGAGCGCGUCGAACGUCGCAGCAAGUGCGGUGCCCAUCCAGAAGCUUCCUCUUCGUCGUCGCCCGCUAUCGGAGCUAUCAUGAAGACGGAAGUCGAGGACACGAGCGGCGACGGAGCGUGCGACGGCGCCGGCGGCGGUCCCAAUCUCGCCUGUCCCGAAAGCACGAGCGGCCUGGUCGUCGGCCCGGAAACGUCACCCAGCGUAAUGGAGUGCGGUGGUUGCGGCGAGCGCGUACGCGAGCGGAUCGUGCUGUGCGUGGGCGGACGUACGUGGCACUCCAGGUGCCUGAGGUGUUGCGCCUGUGCCAGGCCGUUGCACGAUCAGCACUCCUGCUUCCUGAAAGGCAUGCGGCUCUACUGCAGGCACGACUACGCCCUAACUUUCGGCGCGAAGUGCGCGAAAUGCGGCCGCAGCGUGGGCGCCGGCGACUGGGUGCGAAGGGCCCGCGAGAGAGUUUAUCACUUGGCCUGCUUCGCCUGCGACGCCUGUUCGCGUCAGCUGUCGACCGGCGAGCAAUUCGCGCUGCUGGACGCGCGACUCCUCUGCAAGGCGCAUUACCUCGAUGUCGUCGAGGGCAACAACACCUCGUCCGAUGGCGGUGACUCCGAGAGCGGCCACAAGGGCGGUAACAAGGCGAAGAGGGUCAGGACCACCUUCACCGAGGAGCAGCUCUCGGUGCUUCAGGCGAAUUUCCAACUGGACAGUAACCCCGACGGCCAAGACCUCGAGAGGAUAGCGCAUGUCACCGGGCUCAGCAAGAGAGUCACGCAAGUCUGGUUUCAGAAUUCCCGCGCGCGGCAGAAGAAGCACCUGCACACGGGCAAGAUGAAAGGACCCCACGUGCAUCAAUCCCCGCCGAACUCGACCGCGUCGCCCAACGACUUCGGUCGUCAUAUCAACCUGCACCUGACGUACUCCUUCCAGCAGCAGCACCACCAGCAGCAACAGCAGCCGCAACUCAGCCCGGCCACAUGCAAGAGUCCCACGAGCUCCAUUUAUCAUAAUCACGGUUCGGAACAGUCGAUGGACGAGCUCUCGCAGGACUCAAUGCUGUUGUCCAUGCCGAACGAGGUUUAAUGACCGCGGCUCGAUUCAGCGUAUUGUAAAUACACACGCAUUGCUUUAACGUGAAAAAAGUGUCAAGAUAGAGAUACACGCCUCGAAGCACAGGUAUCGUUUUUAUUUGCCCUCAAGGUGGGAGAGAAGCUCCCGCUGUCGCGUUAUUACUCUUCGAUGACGCGCUUUCAGACCAUGCCCGGAGAACGGUAGAUCUCUCUCUCUCUCUCCC